Messenger RNA from Prunus avium (sweet cherry), 1308 nucleotides. RefSeq lists its product as uncharacterized. Lineage: Eukaryota; Viridiplantae; Streptophyta; Magnoliopsida; Rosales; Rosaceae. Gene Ontology annotation, biological process: cellular response to heat. The record is from RefSeq and is a predicted model, not a curated record.
AAAUCCAAAGAAAACACAAGGCCAGAAGGACCUCUCAGUUUCCAAUCUCUUCAUGCCAAUAUGUUUACUAUAAAUCCAACCAACCCUAGAGCUUCCAUCAUAUCGCUCACAGGGUUUCGAACAGAGCUAUAAUCGUACACAGAAAAGAGAGAGACCACUGCAAAUUUAUAAGGCUAAUUUAGAUGGAGGGAAAGCCAGUUGCUGCCAAUAUUAAUCAUGUUUUCCAAGACAUUGAGCCAUUAGAAGAAUGGGUACGAGAGCAAGCAUCUGACGCUUUCCUCGUCCAUCUGUCGGGAUAUAAAAAGGAGAAUCUGAAGAUCCAAGUAACCUCAGCUCGAUACGUAAGGGUGCUUGGUGAACGCCCACUUGGGGACAACAAAUGGGAGCGCUUCCGCAAGGAAUUCCCAAUUCCCUCAAACUGUGAUCCCAAUGACAUUUCUGCCAAAUUUGAGAACGGCGUUCUUUCUGUCAAGCUCCCCAAAAUGAUAGCUCCAGCAGUUGAUACAAAAGUACCAAAAACCUCCACCGCAGAAGCCCCAAAGCCACCCACCCAAGAAGCUCCAAAGCCACCCACCAAAGAAGCUCCUAAGCCACCCACCCAAGAAGCUCCAAAGCCACCCACCAAGGAAGCUCCUAAGCCACCCACCAAAGAAGCUCCUAAGCCGCCCGCCACGGAAGCUCCAAAGCUUCCUAAACCCAUGAGCACGGGUGGGCCGCAGCCUCAAAAGACUGGUGCUAAUAACCAAGAGCAGAUCAAGAAAAGCAACGAAGCAACUUCACAGGGGCAACAUAGUAAUUACGCGCCUCCGCAGACAACUGAAAAGGAACCAAGUAGGGUGAGUAAGAGUAGCAACCAAGUGGAAGCUGAGGCUAGCAAUGCUGCUCAGAAAACAAUGGACAAGGACAAGAGUGGUGAUGGGUUGGACAAGAUUGCUGCUAAAAGCACUGAAAAACUUCACGAAGAUCGCGGGAAAAGGGUUGAGGAUUCGACAAAAGAGGAGCUUAGAAGAGCAUUAUUUGGGCAUCCUGAGGACAAUGCUGGUGUUGAGAAGUGCUCUUUUAGCUAUAACUAUAAGCAGGCGGUGGAUGGGCUGGUUAUGGAGAUGAAGCAGCAGCCAAGGAAAAUGGUGAACUGGGGUUUGGCAUUUUUAUUUGUUCUGGUACUUUGGUUGUAUGUCAAGCAUACAAUCAAUUCAAUUCAGGAAAUUAAACGCCAAGAACUGUAAAUCUGUAAUGACUGCUCAUGCAUGCAUAUGAAAAAUGCAUGAAUUGAAUAAAAGGACUUGACCAUUGGGAGGUUGUCCCUAA